CCGGCGCUGGGGGCGCAGAAGGCGGCCAACAUGAUGGGGCUGCUGGAGGUGCUGAGGCUGCUGUGCGCGCCGCCAAGCAGCUCCGCCUCCGAGUCCGACCGAGCCGCCGAGGCCUCCAACCGCGCAGCCAACCAGGCCAAGCUGCUGGCAGCGGGGGCGCUGGAGGCGCUGGCUGCCGCCGCGCUGGCGGAGGGGGGCGUGCCCUCGCCGCCCGUGCGCGCAGCCGCCCUGGCCGCCCUGGGCGACCUGGUGGCGGACCUGCAGCCGGCGCAGGAGAGGCUGGGCCGCGCGACGGUGCGGCCGGGGCCGCUACAGCCGUCCGCGGCGGAAGCUGAGGGGGCGCCGGCGCCGCCGGCUGCGGAGGCGGAAGAGGUGGUGCCGGUGUUGCAUGCAGUGUUGAGGGUUGCGUUGUACGGCAAUGACGCGGCGGAGCGUGCGGCUGCGGAGCAUGUGAUUGCUUGCUACUGCCGGGGGAAUGCGGAGGGGCAGACGGG
Astrephomene gubernaculifera is the source of this 494-nucleotide messenger RNA. Lineage: Eukaryota; Viridiplantae; Chlorophyta; Chlorophyceae; Chlamydomonadales; Astrephomenaceae. The record is from the annotation of a GenBank genome assembly.